CGUUUGUUUCCACUGACGGGGCUCUCUCUGGGCGGCUGCCCAGUGCAGCUCCUGCUCUUAUAAAUGCCCCGGCCGGCCAGCUCCCCUCAAACAGCACCGUGACAAGCAACGAUGAGGUCCCUGGUCUUUCUUCUCCUGUUGGGCGCUGCAGUGGCUAUCGACGAUGACAAGAUCGUCGGCGGGUAUGAGUGCAAGCCUCACUCCCAGCCCUGGCAGGUGUCUCUGAACUCCGGAUAUCACUUCUGCGGCGGGUCCCUCAUCAACGACCAGUGGGUGCUGUCUGCCGCUCACUGCUACAAGUCCCGCAUCGAGGUGCGCCUGGGCGAGCACAACAUCAAGGCUACCGAGGGCACCGAGGAGUUCAUCAGCUCCGCUAAAGUGAUCCGGCACCCGCGCUACAACGCCUACAACAUCGACAAUGACAUCAUGCUCAUCAAGCUGUCCCGCCCCGCCCUGCUCAGCGAGAACGUGCAGCCCAUUGCCGUGCCAACCAGCUGCCCCCCCGCCGGCACCAUGUGUAGAGUGAGCGGGUGGGGCAACACCAUGAACGCCAAUGAUAACCGUGACCUCCUGCAGUGCCUGGAGAUCCCGAUCCUGUCCGAGCAGGAGUGUGAGAACUCCUACCCCGGCAUGAUCACUCCCAACAUGUUCUGCGCGGGAUACCUGGAGGGGGGCAAGGACUCCUGCCAGGGUGACUCCGGGGGUCCGGUCGUGUGUAAUGGUGCGCUGCAGGGCAUCGUGUCCUGGGGGUACGGCUGCGCUGAGCAGAACCACCCUGGCGUCUACACCAAGGUGUGCAACUUCACUGACUGGAUCCAGAGCACCAUCGCCAGCAACUGAGCCCCGAGCCACGUGGGCCAUCCCGGACAGCCAGACAGACAGGCUGCCUGACCGCUAGCGCACCCCACUGACUUCAGCAACCGCCAAGCUCAUCAUCUACCCAUCAGGCAUCACUGCAGCACCCUCGCAGCUACAAACACUGCAGCCACAUCUGAAUCAGUGAGAGACUGCGUUUUGCAGCUGUCAAAUUCACGAUGGGCAACAAAUAAAGCAUUUUGAAUGAAA
Polyodon spathula (Mississippi paddlefish) is the source of this 1065-nucleotide messenger RNA. RefSeq names its product trypsin-1-like. NCBI's taxonomy places the organism in Eukaryota, Metazoa, Chordata, Actinopteri, Acipenseriformes, Polyodontidae. Gene Ontology annotation, molecular function: serine-type endopeptidase activity. The coding region runs from base 112 to 840 and encodes 242 amino acids. Gene Ontology annotation, biological process: proteolysis. The record is from RefSeq and is a predicted model, not a curated record. The transcript is spliced from 5 exons.